CAGAUGCAGGGAAAGGGGUAGCUAGGUAACCCGGCUUGUCAAGGUUUACGAUGGAAAUGGCACCAAACGUUACGCUUGACCUUUAAUCAGGACACAGAAACUCGAUCUGCUGACGAUUCCUGCCUAGUAUCUGCCAUUUUUACGUCAUUCGAGGCAUUUUUCAAACGUGUUAGGCUACUAUAGCCACAAGCUGGCAGGCUAGCUAGCUAAAUUAAUAUGCUUAACGUUACCUGAAAGAGAGCAUGUUGGCUAUUAAUGGAUAAGCAAAUUUUCGUGUGCUAACUGUGGUGGAAACGAAAUAAUUAUGGCUGAUACAUGUUCAAGAGGGAUGGAAAGAGGCAGAGGAAGGAUUACAUCAGAUUCUAUGACGAGAGGCGCAUAUCCUCAACAGUAUGUUCACCCUGGCACACAGCAGCAGGGCAUAGACAUUCAGGAGCUUGCCUCUAAACGUGUCGAUAUCCAGAAGAAACGGUUUUAUUUGGACGUAAAACAAAGUGCACGGGGCAGAUUCCUAAAAAUUGCAGAGGUUUGGAUUGGAAGAGGCCGCCAUGAUAACAUCAGGAAGAGCAAAUUAACGCUGUCCAUGUCAAUGGCACCCGAUCUACGAUAUUGCCUGGGUGACUUCAUCGAUUAUUACGCUCACAUUGGGUUGCGAGGUGGCCUGGUACCACGGCCAGAAGUGCAGAGCAAUGGCCAGGGCCGCCCCCAAGAUUCCCGCAGAAGACAGCAAGAUCACCACCACGCAGCAUCAGUAUCUCCCACCGGCUCUGCGGUGUCGGAGGAGCAUACUCAUCGCGUCCUGAAGAGUGAAUUCAUUGAGAGAGACAAUAGAAAGUACUAUCUGGACCUGAAAGAGAACCAGCGAGGCAGGUUCCUCCGCAUCAGACAGACUGUCAGCAGAGGACAUGGCACCAUGGGUUACUACGGCCAGGGCAUCGAGCAGACCAUAGUGUUGCCGGCUCAAGGGCUAAUCGAAUUCAGAGAUGCACUGUCGCAGCUUAUUGAAGACUACGGCGAUGGUGAUGCCACGGAUGAGCGUGGAAGAGGCAAUAGGAACCACGAAGAAUCCCCCGAGCUUCCCGAGGCAGAAUCCUUUCGAGUGGACAAUAAGAGGUUUUAUUUCGACGUUGGUUCCAACCGGUACGGUGUCUUUUUGAAGAUUAGCGAGGUACGACAGCCAUACAGGAACACCAUAACAGUCCCCAUGAAAGCCUGGGCCAGAUUUGGAGAGAAUUUCAUCAGGUAUGAGGGGGAAAUGCGGCGAAUUUUCACCUGUCACGAGAAGAGGACAGAGACUCGCGAGGACGGUGAAGACCAAGAGGAUUGACAAUGGCAUGCUAUGGUUGUUAGAGGUUUCUAGUGAUGGUGGGUUAAAACGGAAAAGGGAAAAGGUAAACGUGACAAUAUCCUAGUUUAUAAGAAAAAGUAUUCUCAAUGUACCUCUAUAAUACUGUACUGUAUGACUAUUGUCAACUAGCACUUUUACAUUUUUUCAUGGUUAUUGUGUUUCAUUCGUAUAUUUAGAUUAUGGCAUCCGUUUUGAAAUCGGUGCAGGAGGACGGGUUGCCUAUUCUUGCACAAUGAAAACUGAUAUACAAAAUGCUAGAUGAUGAUAUAGCUAGGUCAUUUAUAUGAAGCGUAGAAAAAUGUUUCGUUGUGGUCGACUGUCCAUUUAAAGAAUUGCAGUGUGUGUGUGAAUGUACGUGCGUGUGCGCAUGUGCUUGUUUGAGUGAAGAAGAAAAAAAGGUGAGCCCCAUAUACCUCAGGGUGAGACAUGAUAGUGUACAACUUCCGGUAUUCCACCAGCAUUGGCAGUGGGGUGUAUUGUAAGAUUUACUGCUGAAGACUAGACAUGAUAUUGUUGUUAAAACAUCAACAAUCAUUUGCUCUGUGCAGUUAGUAUUUAAUGAUUGAGGAUUUAAUCUUAGUAUAGAAUAAACAAGGAUGAAGGA
Salvelinus namaycush (lake trout) is the source of this 1952-nucleotide messenger RNA. RefSeq names its product purine-rich element binding protein G (gene purg). The coding region runs from base 305 to 1327 and encodes 340 amino acids. Gene Ontology annotation, biological process: regulation of transcription by RNA polymerase II. The record is from RefSeq and is a predicted model, not a curated record. The transcript has a single exon. Lineage: Eukaryota; Metazoa; Chordata; Actinopteri; Salmoniformes; Salmonidae. Gene Ontology annotation, cellular component: nucleus. Gene Ontology annotation, molecular function: DNA-binding transcription factor activity, RNA polymerase II-specific; RNA polymerase II transcription regulatory region sequence-specific DNA binding; purine-rich negative regulatory element binding.